AGUCUUCUGGUAGCCUCUACCUCUCUCUCUACAUAAGGAAUAGCUGCCCGCUCUCCAAUCACUUGGAAAUGAGAGCUUCUUACGUCCUUGCCUGUUUGGCCCUUGUCGUCGCCAGCGCCGGAGCUGCUAUUGUCAGACCCUCGGUCACCGCGGUCAAUAAUCAACUGUAUCGUCGCUUUGUUUGUGUGAACCGCUCCAAUGGCUUCCGAGCUCUUGUGCCCGGCAGUUGCUCCAAGUUCUACGAGUGUCAGAAUAGCGUUGCCAUUGAGACCACUUGCUCUCGUUUCUACGAUCCCAAGGUGCAGGGCUGUGUGAACUACAACACCGGAUGCGUUGAGGUUAAGCAAACGUCAGCAUUUGUUGCAAGUGCUGGAUCUGUCAAUGCUGGCUCAUCCAGUACCGAUUGUUACACCACUCCACCCUGUGAAACGACCACACCACCCUGUGAAACUACCACACCACCAUGUGAAACGACAACACCACCAUGUGAAACGACAACACCACCAUGUGAGACAAUUACAACAACAUGCAGUACACCAACAACCACAACUUGCACUACACCAAAGACUACAACAUGCACUACACCAACAACCACAACUUGCACUACACCAAAGACUACAACAUGCACUACACCAACAACCACAACUUGCACUACACCAAAGACUACAACAUGCACCACACCAACAACCACAACGUGCACUACACCAAAGACUACAACAUGCACUACACCAACAACCACAACUUGCACUACACCAAAGACUACAACAUGCACCACACCAACAACCACAACGUGCACUACACCAAAGACAACAACAUGCACACCAACAACAACAACUUGCACUACUCCAAAGACAACAACAUGCACAACCACAACCUGCACAACUCCUCCCUGUGAGACGACAACUCCUCCCUGUGAGACGACAACUCCUCCCUGCGAGCCAACGACCGUUUGCAGCACUGGAUCAAUGGCCAACGGUGCCUCCGUGAAUGUGCGACCCUCAUCUGUUCAUAAGCGACCCUCCGUUAGACCCGGCAACAUGAUUCUGCCCGAGGCCGUAUUGACAGCCAAUCCUUCGGACAGCAACAGCAUGAAUAUGUACACGGAAUACGUGUGCCGCAGCAAACCCGAUGGCUUCAUGAUGGCCUCGCUGAGCAGCUGCAACAAGUACUACAUCUGCCGCUUCGGCAAGCCAUUGCUGGUGAGCUGUGGCGACAAGUACUUCAACGCACUCAAGGGCAUCUGCGAUCUGCCCGAGAAUACGCGCUGUGUGCAGCCGCAGCUGUAAAAGUGAGAGAGAUGCCCACAAUGAAGCGACCACCAUGCACUAAAGAGCUAUAACCAGAUACUACAUGUGG
Molecule: messenger RNA, 1356 nt
Organism: Drosophila busckii
Lineage: Eukaryota; Metazoa; Arthropoda; Insecta; Diptera; Drosophilidae
Product: mucin-2
Exons: 4
Coding region: 69-1286 (405 amino acids)
Cellular component (GO): extracellular region
Molecular function (GO): chitin binding
Source: RefSeq, a predicted model, not a curated record